Molecule: messenger RNA, 534 nt
Organism: Ictidomys tridecemlineatus (thirteen-lined ground squirrel)
Lineage: Eukaryota; Metazoa; Chordata; Mammalia; Rodentia; Sciuridae
Source: RefSeq, a predicted model, not a curated record
AUGCUUUCUGCUUGCCCUGAUUCAUUCUUAAAAGAAUUCAAAAGUCAGGCACACUGUCUUCUCUGCACAGGGAGCAGCUUUCUUGCCACAGCCCCUCACUCCCUGAAAAUAUAUGCCUGCUCCAAGUUCCUCUCCACCCACUCCUUGGUCAGGAGCACCUCUCAGCUGCUGGACCUACCACUAUCUCCCACGGUGCUGAACCGACCAGAGACACAUAGGAGAGCUGCAACAACUUGGCACUUCCAAACCAGCACCAUUUUAGGGGCCAUCAACACAGCAGCCAAGUUCAUUGGGGCUGGGGCUGCCACAGUCAGGGUGGCUGGCUCUGAGGCUGGGAUUGGGACUGUAUUUGGAAGCCUUAUCAUUGUUUAUGACAGGAACCCUUCUCUGAAGCAACAGCUCUUCUCCUACGCCAUUUUGGGCUUUUCCCUCUCGGAGGCCAUGGGACUCUUCUGUCUGAUGGUGGCCUUUCUCAUUCCUUUGCCAAACCCUUUAGCCAUUUGUUUAGACCAAUUCCGAAGCUUUGCUUCGUAG